AUGGUGGAAGAGCAAGCCAAAUCCUUCAUGUGUGGCCGACUCUCCAGAUGCUUCUCUAGCCGCGGUGUCCACCACCACCACGAAGAAGUUUUGGGGAACAACCACGAUUACAGAUCAUUGUCGUUUCGCACGCCUCGCGGUUCUCCUUGCGCCUGGCUCAAAUCGACGGCCAACGAUCUGCCGGAGAUUCGGGAGCGCUGCCGGAAUCUGAUCCAACGGUGGAAGAUCCGGCGGCAUACUAACCAACCGUACCAAUCCUCCGAUUUCAGCUACGAUCUGUCGAGUUAUUCGCUCAAUUUCGAGGAUGAUAAUAGCCGCGUCGACGAUGAGUUUCGCCUUAAGGAUUUCUCUUCGAGGUUGCCGGCGUCGCCUCCUCCGCCACCGUCGUCUGCGGCUAAAUGUGCCUCCGAUUCGGGUGCCUUUGGAAGGGGAUUGAUUGUUGGUUUUUAG
Messenger RNA from Humulus lupulus (European hop), 450 nucleotides. RefSeq lists its product as uncharacterized. Lineage: Eukaryota; Viridiplantae; Streptophyta; Magnoliopsida; Rosales; Cannabaceae. The coding region runs from base 1 to 450 and encodes 149 amino acids. The record is from RefSeq and is a predicted model, not a curated record. The transcript has a single exon.